Vicia villosa (hairy vetch) is the source of this 1093-nucleotide messenger RNA. RefSeq names its product caffeoyl-CoA O-methyltransferase 5-like. Bases 78 to 824 code for a protein of 248 amino acids. The transcript is spliced from 5 exons. The record is from RefSeq and is a predicted model, not a curated record. Gene Ontology annotation, molecular function: S-adenosylmethionine-dependent methyltransferase activity; O-methyltransferase activity. NCBI's taxonomy places the organism in Eukaryota, Viridiplantae, Streptophyta, Magnoliopsida, Fabales, Fabaceae.
UUAUUCUUCAUCAUUGAGAGAGCUUUUCUUAUAUACUAAAAAAAAAAGAACAUUAAUUAAGAUAGAUAUAUAAAGAGAUGGCUAUCAACAAUGAAGAGAAACAAGAAAUCAAACCCAUUGGACACAAUGAACUUGCUCACAAGAGUCUCCUUCAAAGUGAUGCACUUUAUCAGUAUAUACUUGAGACCAGUGUGUUUCCAAGAGAACAUCCAUGUUUGAAGGAGCUUCGUGAGAUGACAGAAAAACAUCCUUGGAACCUUAUGGCUACACCUGCUGAUGAAGGACAACUUCUAAGCCUGCUGAUUAAGCUCAUCAACGCAAAAAACACAUUGGAAAUUGGUGUCUUCACUGGUUAUUCUCUUCUCUCCACUGCUCUUGCUCUUCCUUCUGAUGGAAAGGUAUUGGCUUUGGACGUGAGUCGUGAAUAUUAUGAGCUGGGAUUGCCUAUAAUUGAAAAAGCUGGAGUUGUUGACAAGAUUGAUUUUAGAGAAGGACCUGCUCUCCCGGUUUUAGAUGAGCUUAUUCAAGACGAAAAUAACAAGGGGACAUUUGAUUUUGUUUUUGUGGAUGCUGAUAAGGAUAAUUAUCUAAACUAUCACAAGAGGGUAAUUGAGCUUGUGAAAAUUGGGGGAUUGAUCGGGUACGACAACACCUUAUGGAGCGGAUCUGUGGCGGCUCCAGCUGAUGCACCUAUGUUGGAUUAUAUUAAGCGUCUCCGUGGUUAUGUGAUUGAGCUUAACAAAUAUCUAGCUCAAGAUUCAAGGAUCGAGAUUUGUCAACUUCCGGUAGGGGAUGGAAUUACUUUGUGCCGCCGCAUCAACUAAUUAUUAUUCUUGGUGGUGAUUUGUUUGCAUGGAGAAUUUGAAGUCUUAUUAUGGAUUUUUAAUUAUUUUAAUAACAAGGUUGUGGUUUAUUAUUGUAUUGUUGAUCUUUGUUAAGUUCUUAUCAAGUGGAAAAGUUUGUUUCACCUAAUAUUUAUGUGCUUGCUACUUAUGUAAUCUUUAUUUUUUUUAUGUCAUGGUGGCCAAAGUAGCCAUUAGAGAUAUGGAUGGUUGCAUUAUUCUCAUGUGAAUAAAAAUGUUUGUACUUUUUU